AGUUUAGACAGCGUAUCUCGUCAGAAAAACGAAGGCGUAAGUCUGAAAAGAGACUCGGUGUCAGACCAACCAUUUUACAGCGGAGGAUACAUUUAAGAUAUAUUUUCUAUUUAUUUUGUUUUGCUUUAGCUUGUCACUGGCUAAUCAUGGCAUUCCGGAUCUGUUUGACUGUCCUGACAACUGCCGUCAUCGCACAGGUGACCGCUCGCUGCCCAGCGGCGUGCCACUGCCCGUCGACCCCCCCGCUUUGCCCGGCUGGUGUGAGCGCUGUGCUGGACGGAUGUGGCUGUUGCAAGGUGUGUGCGGCACAGCUGAACCAGGACUGCAGCGCCGCGAGGCCGUGCGACCACCACAAAGGGCUGGAGUGUAAUUAUGGCAAUGAUGUGAGCGUGGCCUGGGGCAUCUGUCGAGCCAAAUCGGAGGGACGCACGUGCGAGUACAACGGCAGGAUCUACCAGAACGGCGAGAGCUUCCGCGCCGGCUGCAAACACCAGUGCAGCUGCAUCGACGGCGCCGUUGGCUGCGCUCCGCUCUGCGACAGCCGGCUGCCGCCGGCGUCGCCCGCCUGCCCCAACCCGCGGCCGGUCCGGGUCCCUGGACAGUGCUGCCUCAGCGUGCACUGCCACAAAGGCACCUGGGGCCUCGCACCGCGUCCGGUGCCUCCACAACAACACCAGCCCAGACCUCAUGGCCGUCCUGAACCACAGCACCUUGACAACGACCUGGAUCUGGCUGACAAACGUGAAGAGGUCACGUCCAGCGUCUGGGAGGAGGAACGCAGUUACAAACAUCUGGCCACGUGGAGCCGCCUGAGAAAGAAGAAGUGUCCCGUUCAGACGACUAACUGGUCCCAGUGCUCCCGCAGCUGUGGGAUGGGCGUUUCGUCUCGCAUCACCAACAAGAACCCCCAGUGCAAACCGGAGAGGGAGACGAGGCUCUGCACCGUUCGCCCGUGUCGCACCCCAACUCACGACGCCAAGCCGCACAAAUGGAGCACGCGGUCCGCGACGCGGCGGUCCGCGGAGCCCGCGCGCCUGCCGUACGGCGAGUGCGAGAGCGCGCGCCUCUUCCGGCCCAGCUACUGCGGCGCGUGCGCGCGCGGCGGCUGCAGCCUGCCGCGGCGCACGCGCACCGCGCCCGUGACCUUCGUGUGCCCGGACGGCGGGCGCUUCCAGAGGUCCGUCAUGUUCAUCCAGUCGUGCAAAUGCAGCGACGACUGCGGCCUCCUGAACGAAGUGGCCCUGCCGCCGCAGCACUGGAUGCACGGCGACACGCACAAGUUCACCGACUAGCACGGAGGAGACCUUGUUCCUCUCAAUACGAUGAGUUUUACCUUCUUGACGACGAGGAGCCAUUUCCGUCGUGUGGCUCUAAGUGAGUGAAGCCCAGCUUCCGGUUCAUUAACCCCUAUUAGAAUCUGUGUGACCGAAGUGGACUCUACACUCGCCUGGCUGUUCGAAAAGACAUGGGACCCGAGCACGAGCCCUGCGGCACGGACGUCCCUCAUUUCUGCAGCGGCUGCUGGAUCACGUGGAGGGUUUUCGAAAAAACACAAGAGCACUUUACAGUGAACUAAAACUACACCAGCGUGGCAACAACAAUACGCCGCGAUGGUAAUGACUGUGGCGAGCAGCAAGAAUUUCUUUUGCAGCUUAAUAGAAUAUAUGGGCAGUUUUCAACAUGAUGGAAAAAUCUGCACAUCGUACGCUUAUAAAAACUGAGCCUUGAGCUUUUUUGUGCCAAAGUGAUUUUGAACAUUUUCCAUCUAACCCACAAUUAAAUUAUAUCGAAGUGAAACAACUAUUAGCAACAAACGGACCAAUGCCAAGACUUUUCCCCUGAUUUCCUUUAAAGCUUAAAUAAGCUUUAAAUGUAGCUUAAAGAAUUGUCUUACAGAGAUGUCUCAUUUUCCUUUAUGUCCAUCCUUUUUAUGUUUAUCCUUUUCUGGAGCUUGAGAAACUACAGUGCUGCUGUCACAAGUUUCAUCUAUGUGAAAUGUGGCUAAUGAGCUCAAGUUUCAUGAGGUUGUAUUUUAACUCCUUGUUCAGUUUCAGCCAAGUACAAUGGCGCCCCCUGCCUGUAAAAACAAUCACCUACAGCCAAAAGUGUUGAAUGUUUUACAAAACUCUAAUGAUUUUUGUUUUAAUGUGACGCUGGAUCUACAUGCGCACAAGAAACUCCAACACCAUCAAAUGAGAUAUAAAAAAGUUUAUUAACCAAAACAA
This is a messenger RNA of Betta splendens (Siamese fighting fish), 2225 nucleotides long. Its product is annotated as CCN family member 1. Gene Ontology annotation, cellular component: extracellular region. NCBI's taxonomy places the organism in Eukaryota, Metazoa, Chordata, Actinopteri, Anabantiformes, Osphronemidae. The record is from RefSeq and is a predicted model, not a curated record. The coding region runs from base 147 to 1292 and encodes 381 amino acids. Gene Ontology annotation, biological process: signal transduction. The transcript has 6 exons. Gene Ontology annotation, molecular function: protein binding.